AUGUCUGGGGUUUCAGCCGCAACAGCAGCAGCUGCAGCAGCUGCAGCAGCAUCAGCAGCAGCAGCACAUUUGCUGCUCCCUCUAGGCUCUCCUCAUGCAGAGAAAGACCCUCGGCUCCAAGGCAUUACUCUUGAUGGACACUUUGGUAGUGGUUGGGUAUGGCUAUGUAUAAACAAAGAAGGAGGAGAAAUAAAAGAAACACAUGAUGGUGUAUCUGCACCUUCACAAGAUUUAAUUCCUCUUCUUACUAUUGAUGUAUGGGAACAUGCCUACUAUAUUGACUACAAGAACGCCCGCGCUUCUUAUGUUGACCGUUUCUGGGGGUCUGUGAACUGGGAAGUUGUAGAGAAAAGAUUAACAGCAGCAGAAACCCUUUUCUAG
Messenger RNA from Eimeria maxima, 381 nucleotides. Its product is annotated as superoxide dismutase, putative. The transcript has 5 exons. Gene Ontology annotation, molecular function: superoxide dismutase activity; metal ion binding. The coding region runs from base 1 to 381 and encodes 126 amino acids. Lineage: Eukaryota; Apicomplexa; Conoidasida; Eucoccidiorida; Eimeriidae. The record is from RefSeq and is a predicted model, not a curated record. Gene Ontology annotation, biological process: superoxide metabolic process.